GCUGGGAAGAGGAAGGGGCCACCUCUGCUCCUUCCAGGCCCUCUGAGCCCCUUGCAAAAGGGCAGGAGGCACCAGCUCUUGCAAAAGAGGGUGGUGAGGAGGAGCAAUCCCUUGCAAAAGGGACAGGUCAGGCACAAUCCAUUGAAAAAGGUGAUGGUGAUGCAUCAACAGCCCUUGGCAAAGGGCAAGAAGAGUCAACCCUUGGAAAAGGGGCUGUGCCAGUCAAGGCAGCACCAUCACCUCCACCUUGCAAAAGGUGGAAGGUGAUGGUGGACUGGCACAACACUCUGAAGGCUGGCCCUGAUGACACCAUCAGGGCCCAGGACUUGGAGGCUCUCCAUCAACUCCUUGAAAAAGGAAUUGGUGUGUACCUCUGUUCUUGGUGUGGGAGAACACAAAGACAGAAGGUACAACAUGAGAUGGAGAGCCUCCUUGGCCCCAUGGUGGCGCAGGAGUUGAUGUGGGUGGGCACCACCACUGCCAGAACUGGGCCCAGGGGCAAGGCUGACCUUGCCACUGGGUUUGGGUGCAGUGCCAUCUUUGAUGAUGGAGAUGACAUCUUGUGGGAGUGCAAUGACUGGGGCAUCAAGUGCUUUGGCAUCACCACACACAAACAACCACAUGAGUGGAUGCCAGAGCACAGGAGGUUCCGAACCUUUGGUGAGGCAGUGCUGAGCUUCAUGGAGGAAUUUAAACCUCAGAAGCUUCAGAAGAUGUCCCUCUCAGAGAAGAUUGCUGCCAUCAAUGAGGAUCACAGUGAUGAAGAAGAGGCAGCUGAGGCCUUGAAAAAGGCUAUGACACCAGCUGAGCAGCAAUCUCUCUGGCAAAAGCACCAAGGGUUCUUGAAAAAGAACCCUGAUGAGAAGAAGGUGCAUGAAAAGAGGGGCAAGCUUGAGAAAGGCCAUGCUGCUGCCCUGUGGCUCUUGAAAAAGAGCGACAGGGGCUCCAGGUUUCUCCACUGCAAGGAGGCAGUGGACACUGACCAAACCUGGAGUAAGCAGGAGAAGUGGGCUAGCAAGAAAGAAUUCUUGCAGCUCAUGGAGGUAGAAGAGUUUGAUGCCCACCUGGCCACUGGUCGCAUCAUCUGGAGGGUAUGUCCACACACCCCUGGUGUGUAUGAGUACCAGGACACUGCCUCAUUCAUGAAAGAAAGCAAAGUCAAGAAGGGCAGAAGCACUUCAAAGGGUGUGGAGUAUGACCCUGAUGAGCAGGAGGAAGAAGCCUUUGCCAGCCUGUGGGGUGCUGAUGGCCACAGUGGUGUGCUUGCCAUUGAGCUGGAAGCCCAUCCCCUUGGAAAAGGGAAAGCCCUUGGAAAAGGGAAAGACAAAGGCAAGGGAAAAGGCAAAGGGAAAGGCAAGGUUCCAGUGCUGGCCAUCAAGGACAAGGACCAAGAGGAGGAUGACCUGCAGGAAGAGGAAGAGGAGGAAGAGGAGCAACCACCAGAGGAGACCUUGGAAAAGGUUAUGAAAAGGGCCAAGAGGGCAAGAGAUGCUUGCUUCAGCCAGCUGGAUGAUUUGGAGGAAGUCUUGGAAAAGGCCAAAUCCAGACUGUCCAAAUCGGCCAGGGAGGACACUGAGAAGAAGCUGCAAGCCUUGAAAAAGGCUCAAUUGCACUUGAAAAAUGUGCUUGCAAAGAAGCCUUCUCUGGAAGUCCUCAAGCCUGCUCUGGUGAAGUGUGCUUCCCUCUGCAAGGAUGCUAAGGAAGAGGCAAAGGAGCUGAAGCAGUUGGCAAACAAGGCCUUCAGCAAGGCAUCCACUGCCAAGUGA
This is a messenger RNA of Durusdinium trenchii, 1766 nucleotides long. NCBI's taxonomy places the organism in Eukaryota, Dinophyceae, Suessiales, Symbiodiniaceae. The record is from the annotation of a GenBank genome assembly.